This is a messenger RNA of Staurois parvus, 1249 nucleotides long. The record is from the annotation of a GenBank genome assembly. Lineage: Eukaryota; Metazoa; Chordata; Amphibia; Anura; Ranidae.
GCUAUAAUCAAAAGAUAACUUCUCUUUUUCUUCUUAAAGGUCAUCACAGCGGGGGUCAGUCUUGCGUUAACCUCUAUCCAGGACCAAUGCGAAAAUCUCCAGAGUGGCUCAAACAUCACAGGUCUGGCCUGUAAUAUCUCUAUUGAUAUGAUUGGGACAUGUUGGCCUCGCACACCAGCAGGACAACUGGUGGCACGACCAUGCCCUGAAUAUUUCCAAGGUGUACAAUACAACACAACAGGCAACGUCUACAGGGAAUGUCACCUUAAUGGCAGCUGGGCAGGAAGAGGAGAUUAUACACAGUGCCAGGAAAUACUAAAACAGGAGAAAAAAAAGCAAGGUGCACUACCACAUCGCCAUCGUUAUUAACUUCUUGGGACACUCCAUCUCCCUGUGUGCACUCUUAGUGGCUUUUACUCUCUUCCUGAGAUUGAGGAGCAUUCGAUGUUUGCGCAACAUAAUUCACUGGAAUCUCAUAACGGCCUUUAUUCUGCGGAACGUCACUUGGUUUGUGAUGCAACUUACUCUGAGCCAUGAGGCCCACGACAGCAAUGUGGUCUGGUGUCGCCUGGUCACUAUAGCUCACAAUUAUUUUUAUGUUACCAAUUUCUUCUGGAUGUUUGGUGAAGGAUGUUAUCUGCACACAGCCAUCGUUUUGACGUACUCCACUGACAAGCUACGCAAAUGGAUGUUCAUAUGUAUUGGCUGGUGUAUUCCAUUUCCCAUCAUCGUGGCCUGGGCCAUUGGCAAGCUAUACUACGACAACGAGAAGUGCUGGUUUGGGAAGAAGGCCGGAGUGUACACAGAUUUUAUUUAUCAAGGUCCCGUCAUCCUGGUACUGCUGAUAAACUUUAUAUUUUUAUUUAACAUUGUGAGGAUUCUGAUGACCAAGCUCCGAGCCUCCACUACUUCAGAGACCAUCCAGUACAGGAAAGCAGUAAAGGCGACUCUGGUUCUGCUGCCUCUUCUGGGAAUCACCUACAUGCUUUUCUUUGUCACUCCAGGAGAAGAUGAAGUCUCACGAAUCGUCUUCAUCUAUUUCAAUUCAUUCUUGCAGUCCUUCCAGGGUUUUUUUGUUUCAGUCUUCUACUGUUUCCUAAACAGCGAGGUGCGCUCUGCAGUCAGAAAGAGAUGGCAUCGUUGGCAGGACAAGCACUCCAUUCGAGCUCGUGUUGCCCGUGCAAUGUCUAUUCCCACGUCACCCACACGGGUUAGCUUCCACAGCAUCAAGCAAUCUUCUGCUAUCUGA